Molecule: messenger RNA, 1191 nt
Organism: Neurospora hispaniola
Lineage: Eukaryota; Fungi; Ascomycota; Sordariomycetes; Sordariales; Sordariaceae
Product: exoglucanase 3 precursor
Exons: 3
Coding region: 1-1191 (396 amino acids)
Biological process (GO): cellulose catabolic process
Molecular function (GO): hydrolase activity, hydrolyzing O-glycosyl compounds
Source: RefSeq, a predicted model, not a curated record
AUGAAGUUCUCCAACUCCGCCGCCUUGGCUUUUGCUGCCACCACCAUUGCCGCCCCUUCCACUCCUACCUUGCAGGAGAAGCCGCGUGCGGUCCAGGCCGGCUGCGCUUCAGCUGUCACCCUCGACGCCAGCACCAACGUGUGGAAGAAGUACACGCUCCACGCCAACAAGUUCUACCGGACCGAGGUUGAGGCGGCCGUCGCGGCCAUUUCGGACUCGAGCCUGGCAGCAAAGGCCGCCAAGGUGGCCAACGUCGGCAGCUUCCUCUGGCUGGACUCAAUCGAAAACAUUGGCAAGCUGGAGCCGGCGCUCGAGGACGUCCCCUGCGACCACAUCCUGGGCUUGGUCAUUUACGACUUGCCCGGCCGUGACUGCGCUGCCAAGGCCUCCAACGGCGAGUUGGCGGUUGGCGAGCUUAGUAGGUAUAAGACUGAGUAUAUCGAUGCCAUCGUCAAGAUCCUCAAGGCGCAUCCCAAGACCGCCUUCGCGCUCGUCAUCGAGCCCGACUCACUCCCCAACCUCGUCACCAACUCGGACCUGCAGACCUGCAAGGACUCCGCGUCCGGCUACCGCGACGGCGUCGCCUAUGCCCUCAGGAACCUCAACCUUCCCAACGUCGUCAUGUACAUUGACGCGGGCCACGGCGGCUGGCUCGGGUGGGACGCAAACCUCAAGCCCGGAGCGCAGGAGUUGGCCAAGGCCUACAAGGCCGCGGGAUCCCCCAAGCAGGUCCGCGGCAUCGCUACCAACGUUGCUGGGUGGAAUCAAUGGGACCUCACCCCCGGCGAAUUCUCCAAAGCCUCGGACGCCAAGUACAACAAGUGCCAAAACGAAAAGCUCUACCUCGACAACUUUGGCCCCGCCCUCAAGUCCGCCGGCAUGCCCAACCACGCCAUCGUCGACACGGGCCGCAACGGCGUCUCCGGUCUGCGCCAGGAGUGGGGCAACUGGUGCAACGUCAACGGCGCCGGCUUUGGCGUUCGCCCGACUUCUUCCACGGGUCACGACCUCGCUGACGCUUUCGUCUGGGUCAAGCCGGGUGGUGAGUCCGAUGGUACUAGCGAUAGCAGUGCCACUAGGUACGAUAGCUUCUGCGGGAAGAGCGAUGCGUAUCAACCUAGUCCAGAGGCGGGAUCGUGGAACCAGGAUUACUUUGAGAUGCUUGUGAAAAAUGCUAAGCCUUCUUUCUAA